AUGGAUGGCGAGUUAAUAUGUUCCGACUGCGGUGAGAAUGACUUUGGGGAGUUUGAUGAGGACACUCAAACGUCGAUGUGUAUGUCCUGCGGGAACGAACAAGGCCCUCGGAAACACUCUAUAUAUACACACUUUGCCAUUGCGCGUGUAGAUAAGUUGAACCCUGUCAAGAAUAAUACCAAGCUGAAGCAUGUGACACUUAAUGUAGGUAAAGAUAAAACGGUAGGUGUGGUUACGAACGCGAAGUAUAUCGCAGAAGGUGAGACUGUCGUGGUGGCGCUGGUAGGUGCGGUGGUCCCAGCGGGGAGUAAUGUAGAUGAGAACGCGAAUGCGAUUACAAUUACCAAGACAACGAGUGACUGCCAAUUCCCUUUCGAGAGAGUUAUUGUUGCGUCGGCAAUUGGGAAUGUGUUCUAUUUGUGGGUAUUGCUGUAA
Messenger RNA from Sphaeroforma arctica JP610, 435 nucleotides. RefSeq lists its product as hypothetical. Bases 1 to 435 code for a protein of 144 amino acids. The transcript is spliced from 2 exons. NCBI's taxonomy places the organism in Eukaryota, Ichthyosporea, Ichthyophonida. The record is from RefSeq and is a predicted model, not a curated record.